Lachancea meyersii CBS 8951 is the source of this 3705-nucleotide messenger RNA. Lineage: Eukaryota; Fungi; Ascomycota; Saccharomycetes; Saccharomycetales; Saccharomycetaceae. The record is from the annotation of a GenBank genome assembly.
AUGGCUCAGGAACUUCCUUUAGUCGACCCAGCUAAAAUUAGAACUUUGCUGGUGCCGAUUGGUCAAUGGACGCGCUCUAACUUCACCGAAAAGGUGGAAGCCUUGCAGGAACGAUUUGAAGCACGUUUGGUCGACAUAACACCCAUUGAAGACUCUCACUUCAAUCCACAAGGAUUUCCACAAGGCAGACUGUUUUUUGACUUCCACACCAGUCUAUUCGAAGCGGAGCAAUCGCUUUUUUUACACGAUUUCGAGCUGUAUCGUAAAACAUUCGUGGUAAUAGGUCUUGUCAAUGCAGAAGCCCAAAAACCAGAGAUUGUGCUCGAUAGGCUACAAAAAAGAUAUCCAGACCCUAUAUCUCACAAUCUUCUGUAUUUCGACGGGAAGCAGCUUUCGCAAGAUCGAAACAUCUAUUGCGCCUCAACAACAAACCUCGAAACAAUUGUAUGCGACAUUGGCAGAGACUUCCUAGAGGCCUUGGGCCGUUAUUAUACCUCCUACAAACAUGUAACACUUCGAUCGCCCGGUGCUAUUGGAGGCACAUCCAUCACAAAGACCUCCCUCAUGCGACAGCCAUCAGUGGCCAUAUCGACCUCAGCUUCCGCGCGAGUGACGUCUAACCCCAUCGAAUCCACAGUGAGCAAUAGCAUUAAAAGAAGCGCUUCUCUUAAAUCACUAGCACUCAAUUCUUCUGCAUCAUCCGAUCAACAUAGAGCCAAGGCGCGCCAAACCAAAAUUUUGGGGAAUUUCAAACUGCUGGCAGGACAAUAUCUCGACUCUCUCAAUAGCUUCGCAGAAGCUGCGACAACCUUGCACAAAUAUCACGACUACAUUUGGCUUGGUAGCGCCUUGGAAGGUCUGGCGCUUUCCGUGGUACUUUUGACAUACUUGCGAGUCUCCUUCCAAAUUCCUUCCAUCAUCUCUGCCAUCUGCUCAGUCAAGGAUUUUGAAAAUUCUUCUGCCAGCGCUGUCCCUCAGCGGAACAGUGUCUCUUCGGCAACCAUACAAUCUCCUAGAAAUUCAUUGAGUUCCAAAUCCUCGAGAUUCAAUGUUAUAGAGUCACACACUGUCGCCAUUCCACUUUUGAUCAAGUGCAUAAGCGACAAAGUUUUACAUUAUUAUGAAAUGAGUACCUCCCAUAAUACCGAAUACGCUCCUCAAAUUGUAUAUUGUGAGCAUAUUUUGCGUAUCGCUAGGUUCAUGGCCUACUGUCAUUCUCACAACGAGUUGGAAAGAGACUUGUUCAAGCCUUCUUACUUUUGUGAGCCUUCCAAAGCUUCAGGUCUAAGCUUGAAUGGUACGUGCUCUUUCAAAGAGUAUUUUAGCAAAAUGGAUGUUUGUCUCACUGCUAAUAGGCUUUUCGAAUUACAGCUGAAAGAGAUGAAUAUCUUUUCCCAGAUCAAAGUGUACACAUCACUAGCCGUACUUUAUCGCAAUUUGGGAUUCAAAAGAAAAUAUGCUUUUAUUUUACGCAUCCUUUUAGUGAGCUUGCUGCCGCGUAAUGUUUCUGACAGUGUCGUGAGUGUUCUAGACAGUGACCAUCAUGAUAUACUUUUGACACUUAUUCAGGCCUAUCGAAUUGAUAGGCAGCCAGAAACCCUGAUAAACGAUGCGGCUAGCUGCACCUGGGUGACCAUACAGAAGAAUAUACUCAUGCUGGCCAUAAACAUGUCCGCUAAGACGCAAAACAAACAAAAAGUUCGCGAGUUUUCGUUGAUGCUCUUGCAAAAGUACUCCCACGCACUCACGCGAAGUGAGCAACUAAACCUUUUCCGGAAUAACAUUUUACCCAACAUCAAUGACCAAAGGAAUUUUUCCUACUGGGAUCCCUUUUUGUUGAGAAGGCUAAACAUUAUCCAGCUUGAGAAUCACAGAGAAGUACCUCGAAAGAGACACAUUGCCUCACAAAAGCCCAAAAAUAGUACUCAGAGACACUCUCAGGUAUUCAACCCCUUCAAGGACCUAGGUGUGCGUGAUUUGACAGAUAAAUCGAAAAAUCAAGAUAUGGUUGCAGAGUUUUUAUUAGGAGAAUCAGCAGAAUUGGUUGUUGUGCUUCAAAACCCUUUCAAAUUUGACCUAGAAAUUACUCAACUCUCUUUUAAUAAAUGCGACGAGGACUUUGUCAAAUUUUUGGGCGACAGCGUAAGACGAGAACUUCCAUUCAUCGUCAAGCCCAAUUCUAUGGCAUCUGUUCAUUUUCCUGUUAUAUUUACGAAGAAAACUGAUGCCGCUCAUGAAAUUACAGAACUCCAAGUUGGUGUGUUUGGGCUGCCACCUACGCUGUUCCCCAUAGUCACUGCCGAAAAAAGCAAGAACGACUCCGCGUCGAGCGGCAAGCGCGCAAAAUCCGGGCUAUUCAAAUUUCAUGUCAUAAAUGAACAACCUCAGAUCGAGUUUGUGAGCAGCACUCUUGAUGAAAACUGUAUCAUGAUGCUUGAUGGCACCAAACAAACGUUUGACAUUGUAUUGAGAAAUCAAUCGUUGGGCAAACCUGCCAAUUACCUCGAGUUCACACACGUAACAAAUGUGGAAUCUGAUAUGAGCGCAGAUUACUGGAAGAAACUAGCGCCUGACGACUUAUUUGACGUUGAAAAACAACUAGAAUGGACCCAAAAGAAGUGCAUAAAAAUAAGAAAUCUGCCGAAAGAAAUACCUGCCAACAGCAGUGUAACGCUGACGGUUGAUAUCGACGCGUCCCAAGCUCCAUUCCAAUUUACAAAAUUUGAGAUUAAUUUGAUGUAUGGAUGCAAAACAGAGGAAAGCAGCUCCUCAGUGUAUGCGAAAUCUUUGUCCAUGCCCUUCAACAUCUCUCUGAGAAGAAGCCUAGAGGUGCCAAGUCUUGAAGUUAUGCCGGCAUCCAAAGAACUUCUAGAAACAGAGGGUUCUUUCUUACAGCAUUCGCAUUCCAGCAUUCAGACGCUCGACACAAAUAGUUCGGCGCUGCUACUCAUAGACAUCCGCAAUUCCUGGGAUGAAAACGCCACCGUCUCUGUUCAUUUCCGUGAUUUUCAUAGCAAUGCAGAAACGCUUUGCUCCCACAGCACCAAGAGAUUUGUUAUCCCGAUUACGAAUAUCCAUCCGUCGGUCAAUUGGGGUGCCAAAGAGAUACCAAAGUUGGUUGGCGGACGUCAAUUUGUGAGUAGUGGCCUGACACGAGAUCAGCUCAUCGCAAUGCGUCGUAGUUUUUGGUGUCGUGAGAUGCUUAUUGAGUCGCUUAAAUGCGACUGGAAGUUCCACAAUACCACCAAGACAAGAGGCACAGUUCAUUUCCGCCAAUUCCUCGACAAGAUCGAUCCUCGUACGGUUGACAUACUGUGCCAGCACCGCGAUGUGCCCUAUCACGUGACUUUAUCCUCGUCUAAGGCUAAAGUUUUACUCGGUGAAAGUGUCAGACUCGAAGCCAAAGUGUCCACGAGCGAGACCCAUAUUACGGACGAGCAUGGUCUAGUACGCCUCGAGUUUAUUAUCUACAAUCGUCGUACAGGACUGGCUCUUCCAAGCUCAAAUACAAGACUUCUCUACAACGGCCAACUUUCAUGUCUCACGAGCCCCAACAAAGACAAUCCAGCUGUACUGAGUAUCACGCCGAUAGAUCCAGGCGAUUAUGAAGUCGGUUGUUGUAUCAACUCGUUGUAUUUCAACGAUCAACCACAAUAUUUUCGUGUGGAACGACCCAUAUCGUCAAUUUUGGAGGAAGUUCAAUGA